Molecule: messenger RNA, 3191 nt
Organism: Quercus lobata
Lineage: Eukaryota; Viridiplantae; Streptophyta; Magnoliopsida; Fagales; Fagaceae
Product: chaperone protein ClpC, chloroplastic
Exons: 10
Coding region: 126-2900 (924 amino acids)
Biological process (GO): cellular response to heat
Cellular component (GO): cytoplasm
Molecular function (GO): ATP hydrolysis activity; ATP binding; protein binding
Source: RefSeq, a predicted model, not a curated record
AGCAGAUAAUAAUAAUAAGCGUGUUUUGAGUUCCAAAAAACCUCAUCUGUUUCCUUGGCCGACCAAAUACGAGGGUCUGCCUUUCUCUCCCAAACAAAACACUUAUAGAGUAGUAGGUCAGCAUCAUGGCUCGGGUGUUACUUCAGUCAGCUAAUGUCCCUGGUUUAGUUGCUAAUCAGAGACGUAACCAAUCUAAAGGAUUUGGAAAAGCAAAAAGGUCCGUCAAAAUGAUGUCUAGUUUACAGGCACCUGGAUUGAGAAUGGGAAGCUUCUCAGGAUUGCGGAGUGUUAAUGCUUUGGAUACUCUGGUAAAGCCUGGGAUAGAUUUACAUUCUAAGGUGAGAAUUGCAAUCAAUUCUCGGCAAGGAAGGGGUAGCAGAUGUGUGGCUAGAGCCAUGUUUGAGCGCUUCACAGAAAAAGCGAUUAAAGUAAUUAUGCUUGCACAAGAGGAAGCUAGACGGCUUGGUCAUAAUUUUGUUGGCACAGAACAGAUCCUGUUGGGUCUUAUUGGUGAAGGCACUGGCAUUGCUGCUAAAGUUCUUAAAUCUAUGGGGAUCAAUCUUAAAGAUGCACGUGUAGAAGUGGAAAAAAUUAUCGGAAGGGGCAGUGGAUUUGUUGCUGUUGAGAUUCCAUUCACUCCUCGUGCAAAGCGUGUUUUGGAACUCUCGCUAGAGGAAGCUCGCCAACUUGGCCAUAACUAUAUUGGAUCUGAGCAUUUGCUUCUGGGACUUCUUCGUGAGGGUGAGGGUGUUGCAGCUCGUGUUCUUGAAAAUCUAGGUGCUGACCCGAGUAACAUUCGCACCCAGGUUAUUCGAAUGGUUGGUGAGAGCCCAGAAGCUGUUGCCGCUGGUGUUGCAGGAGGAAGUAGUGGCAAUAAGAUGCCAACCCUGGACGAAUAUGGGACUGACCUGACUAAGCUUGCAGUGGAGGGAAAAUUGGAUCCUGUUAUUGGUAGGCAGGCACAAAUAGAACGUGUCACCCAAAUUUUGGGGCGUCGAACCAAAAACAAUCCAUGUCUUAUUGGAGAACCUGGAGUUGGGAAAACAGCAAUCGCAGAAGGGCUUGCUCAAAGAAUUGCAACUGGUGAUGUUCCUGAAACUAUAGAGGGGAAGAAGGUUAUAACCUUGGACAUGGGUCUUCUAGUUGCUGGUACAAAAUAUCGUGGAGAGUUUGAGGAACGAUUAAAGAAGUUAAUGGAGGAAAUCAAACAAAGUGACGAGAUAAUAUUGUUUAUUGAUGAAGUGCAUACUUUAAUUGGAGCUGGAGCAGCAGAAGGAGCAAUUGAUGCUGCAAACAUAUUGAAACCAGCUCUUGCAAGAGGUGAACUGCAGUGCAUUGGAGCUACAACACUAGAUGAAUACAGAAAGCACAUCGAGAAGGAUCCAGCUUUGGAAAGACGUUUCCAGCCGGUCAAAGUGCCUGAACCAACUGUGGAUGAAACCAUACAGAUUUUGAAGGGGCUUCGGGAGCGAUAUGAGAUUCAUCACAAGCUCCGUUACACAGAUGAAGCACUUGUAUCUGCUGCACAGCUAUCAUAUCAGUACAUCAGUGAUCGUUUCCUCCCUGAUAAAGCAAUUGACUUGAUUGAUGAAGCUGGUUCUCGAGUUCGUCUGCGUCAUGCACAGCUACCAGAGGAAGCUAGAGAACUUGAGAAAGAGCUCAGGCAGAUCACAAAAGAAAAGAAUGAAGCUGUUCGCAGCCAAGACUUUGAGAAGGCUGGAGAGUUACGUGAUAGAGAAAUGGACCUUAAGGCACAAAUAUCAGCUCUUGUAGAUAAAGGCAAGGAAAUGUCAAAGGCAGAGACUGAGGCUGGGGAUGUAGGUCCACUGGUGACUGAGCUGGAUAUUCAACAUAUUGUCUCCUCUUGGACAGGCAUUCCUGUUGAGAAAGUCUCAACAGAUGAAUCUGACCGCCUCCUCAAGAUGGAAGAGACCCUCCAUAAGCGGGUCAUUGGUCAGGAUGAAGCAGUCAAGGCCAUCAGCCGUGCCAUUCGCCGUGCCCGUGUUGGUCUCAAGAAUCCUAACCGUCCAAUUGCUAGUUUCAUCUUUUCAGGUCCAACUGGUGUAGGAAAGUCUGAGCUGGCAAAAGCGUUGGCUGCUUACUACUUUGGCUCUGAAGAAGCCAUGAUUAGGCUUGAUAUGAGUGAAUUUAUGGAAAGACAUACCGUCUCCAAGCUAAUUGGAUCCCCCCCUGGUUAUGUCGGUUACACUGAGGGAGGUCAGUUGACUGAGGCUGUUCGACGCCGUCCUUACACUGUGGUAUUGUUUGAUGAAAUUGAGAAGGCCCAUCCUGAUGUCUUCAACAUGAUGCUUCAAAUUCUCGAAGAUGGAAGGUUGACAGAUAGCAAGGGCAGAACUGUGGACUUCAAGAAUACUCUUUUGAUAAUGACGUCAAAUGUUGGCAGUAGUGUAAUUGAGAAAGGAGGCCGCCGAAUAGGAUUUGAUCUUGAUUACGAUGAGAAGGAUAGCAGUUAUAACCGAAUCAAGAGCUUGGUGACUGAGGAAUUGAAACAAUAUUUUAGGCCAGAGUUUUUGAACAGGUUGGAUGAAAUGAUUGUCUUUAGGCAGCUCACAAAGCUGGAGGUAAAGGAUAUAGCCGAUAUUAUGCUGAAAGAGGUCUUUGAGAGGCUGAAGACCAAAGAAAUAGAGCUUCAGGUGACGGAGAGAUUUAGAGAUAGAGUGGUUGACGAAGGGUAUAACCCAAGCUAUGGGGCUAGGCCUCUGAGGAGAGCCAUAAUGAGACUGUUGGAGGACAGCAUGGCAGAGAAGAUGCUUGCUAGAGAGAUCAAAGAGGGUGAUUCAGUUAUUGUGGAUGUUGAUUCUGAUGGCAACGUGACUGUCCUCAAAGGUAGCAGUGGCUCCCCCGAAUCAUUACCAGAGCCCGAGCCAAUUCCAGUGUAAAAUAGGCCUUCAUUAUUUAGUAAACUUUACCAAUAUGUUGUUUGUACUUCUCAUUUUGAACUAUAGUUGUAGUCUCUUUUUAUGAAAAGAAUACUUGAAAGUGGAAUCGGAAAAUGUUGGGUUAAUUGCUGGCGCCUGGCUUUUUCUAGGUUGUAUUUGUCAUUGCUUCAAACACCACGCAUGGCAUGGGUCAUUCUCAGGUUGUAAGGUGUUGGUACUUGGUAGUGCUAGUUUUGCAGAAUAUUUUUUAUAAUAAAAAUGUAACGAUGUUAAAGAUUAUUUGUUUUUACA